Styela clava is the source of this 3602-nucleotide messenger RNA. RefSeq names its product ubiquitin carboxyl-terminal hydrolase 5-like. The record is from RefSeq and is a predicted model, not a curated record. Gene Ontology annotation, molecular function: zinc ion binding; protein binding; cysteine-type deubiquitinase activity. Gene Ontology annotation, biological process: protein deubiquitination. NCBI's taxonomy places the organism in Eukaryota, Metazoa, Chordata, Ascidiacea, Stolidobranchia, Styelidae.
GUUGAUCAAUGUGGAAGAAGACAAUAUAAACCUUAUCUGAUGAAAAUUUAGUGCUUCCGAUGCUUGCUGCAACAGGUGCCGUCAUUGGUAGACACUGCUAUCUAGCCGAAGAUGAAAAUCACUGUUUCUUUUGCCUCAAAAGCCUAAAUUUAGUGAUACAUUUAUCCUAUACCUGUCUACUUCAAUGGAAAAUCUCUAUUGAGGAAAUUUAUACCAAAUUGAGCAAAUCUGGAAGUACAAUUGAAAUUCUGAAAUCGGUGUUUCCCCAUUUUUUUAUACAUUGAAUGAAUUAACUUGAAUAUAUUGAAACUAUUGAUUCAUACUCGUUUGAAUCAUCAAUCAUGAUGGUUAUGGAUCAUUACUUUUGCAAGUUUUACAUGUGUUGCUCAUUUGUGAUAUAUUUUAAUCGAUGCAGUUUUUCUUUAUAAAGGUAAUCUUCCAUGUUUGAAAAUAUCCUCGCAUAUCAAAGCCCUACAAAUCGUAACACGCCGUAUGUACCUAUCACAUCAAAUGAUUGCAUAAGAGAAUAAGUGCAAUCAGACUUAUGUGCAAGUAAAAGCCAAAUUUUUAAUACAAUCGAAGUUAUGCGGAUGUAUGCCCGACCCCUUAUCUUGGCAACUUUUUUGGAGAUUUAAACUCGGCCUAUAUGCGAGGAUACACAGGAUAUGAUUAACAAUGUAAUAAAAUCAAUUUUCAGAUUCUUACCGAAUAUAAGAUAUAUUAUUUAGCCUUGUCACUGUAAAUAAGUCAAUUUUAAAACUUGAACAUGGAUGAUGUUGGCGAAUUUUUAGUUCCUUACUUGCCAAACGUACGUGUUCCACAGGCAGAGGAUCGGAUUCAUAAAGACGAAUGUUGCUUGAGUUUUGAUACACCAUACACAGAAACUGGCUUAUAUGUAUGCUUGAAAAGUUUUCUUUCAUUUGGACAAAAACAUGUUAAAAUGUAUCAUGAAGCUACUGGAAAUUCAGUGUUUUUGCAUUUACGGAAGACACCAAUUGAACCAAAGCCACGAGAGGAAUCAACUGAAACAGAAGAGCAAAAACCUACCAGAUUGGCUCUUGGUGUGGAAGGAGGUUUUCAAGCCAAUGAACAGCAAAAGACAGAGUAUGAAGAAAUUAAUACAAUUACUAUACUACCUGAUUUUGUUGAAAUACCCAUUGAAAAUAUUGAAGAAAUACCUGCAAUAUUACUGAUGAGUGUUCAAGCUGUUUUAUCAUCCGAAUCAGCUACGAGGAAGGAGGAACUUCUUCAAUGGGAAGGUGAUGUUCGGGUAGUUUCGCAGCACAGCAACACUUUGAAGCAGAUUGAUAAUGAUGUACGUAUUCCUCCUUCUGGUUGGAAAUGUUCAAGAUGUGAUCUUACAAACAAUCUAUGGGCAAAUCUUACUGAUGGAACGAUUUUAUGCGGCAGGCGAUACUUUGAUGGCACCGGUGGUAAUGAGCAUGCCUUGGAAUAUUUUCGUGAAACCGGAUAUCCAUUAGUCGUAAAGUUGGGAACAAUCACAUCCAGUGGAGCAGAUGUGUUCUCAUAUGAUGAAGAUGAUAUGGUUCAGGAUUCUAACUUGGCGCAUCAUUUAGCUCAUUUUGGAAUUAAUAUGAUGAACAUGGAGAAAUCUGAGAAAACGAUGACCGAAUUAGAGAUUGAUUUGAAUCAGAAAUUAGGAAAUGAGUGGGAAAUUCUUCAGGAAUCUGGAAAACAGCUAAAACCUUUGCAUGGACCGCAUUUAACAGGAAUGAAGAAUAUGGGAAACACUUGCUAUCUUAAUUCAACAAUGCAGGUUUUAUGCAGUAUGGAUGGAUUUUCUGAGAUUUACAAUUCAAAAUGUAUGGAAAUUUUCAAUAAGGCAAUCAAAGACCCUGCUUCUGACUUCAACUCUCAAAUGUCAAAAUUGCUGUCAGGUCUUUCAUCUGGUGAUUAUUCUAAAUCUCCUAAAGAUGAUAAAACUGUUCCUAACAAUGGAAUAUCACCUGGCAGUUUUAAGAGGCUAGUGGGUCGAGGGCAUCCAGAGUUUUCCUCUAAUCGUCAGCAAGAUGCUCAAGAAUUUCUUUUACAUUUGUUAUGUCUAAUUGAAAGAAACAGUCGACUACUUGGUGCUUCUCCAUCGAACUAUUUGAAAUUUCUGAUAGAGGAAAGAAUAGAAUGUGUGCAGAGCAAAAAGGUCCGAUAUUCUACUAAACCAGAGUAUAUUUUAGAUCUCCCAAUCCCUUGCCAUGCUGCUAUAAAUAAAAAUGAAGUUGAAAAAUAUGAAGCGAAAAAGAAAGCUGCUGAGAAAGACAAAAGUAUUGUUGUUGGUGAGCAAGUGAGGUUGGAGAUACCAUUCACAUCAUGCCUUGAAGCUUUUCUACAGGAUGAUUUAAUAGAUGAUUUUUGGAGUCCUGCAUUGCAAGAAAAAUCAACUGCUAAGAAAUGUACUAGGUUCGCUUCGUAUCCAGAUUAUUUGGUGAUUCAACUGAAAAAAUUUUCAAUAGGAGAUGACUGGGUACCAAAAAAACUUCAGGUUAGUGUGAAUAUGCCUGAAACAUUAGACCUGGAAAAGUUCAGAGGAAGAGGUCUUCAAGAAGGGGAAGAGUGUUUACCAGAUAUCGAGCCACCGCAAAACAAUGCAACAAAGCAGACCGUCCCUCAACCACAGCCGAACGCAGACCCUACAACUAUAUCUCAACUUGUAGAAACUGGGUUUCCAUAUGAAGCAUGUGUGAAAGCAGUUCACUACACAGGAAACUGCGGUGCCGAUAUGGCAAUGACAUGGCUGAUGGAGCAUAUUUCGGACCCUGACUUUUCUGAACCACUUCAACUUACUGCUGCUCCACCACAGCCAAUUGGUGCUGUUGCUGGUGCAAGCUCUGCGGACCCUUCAGAGGAGAGUAUUAACAUGAUUGUGUGUAUGGGAUUCACCAAAGAUCAAGCGAUCAAAGCAUUGAAAAUGACUAACAAUAAUUUAGAAAGAGCUGCGGAUUGGAUUUUCAGCCAUAUUAAUGAGUUGGACACUAUUGCUGUUGGAGAGGGUGACAAUCCAAAUGCACAGCAGGAAGCGACUCCUAUGGAAGUACCACAAUCUGAGGAAAGUGUAACUCGUGAUGGUGUUGGACAAUAUGAACUUUUUGCCUUCAUCAGCCACAUGGGAAGUUCAACUUUAUGUGGUCAUUAUGUUUGUCACAUUAAGAAGGAUGGCAAAUGGGUUUUAUUCAAUGAUGAGAAGGUUGCGGAGUCUGAGAACCCUCCAAUCAAUCUAGGUUAUUUGUAUUUCUACAAGCGCAAAGUGAAUUAAUUUCUGUGCAUCAUCUUAUUGCAUGUCAUGUUCAGCCAGUUAUUUAUCUAUAAUCACACAUAAUUCACAUCCUGGUAUAAAAUUAUAUGCUGGAAUGCGAAAUCCAAUUGACAGACUAGGAUCAUAGUCCCAUUUAUCAUUCAUAUGCCCUGCAACAUCUUUUGUUGUUCAUUUUUCAGCGUUGCUAUUGAAAACAUGUAACGGGGUAUGCCAGAUGGCUAUCAUUUAUCAGAUUUUGGAACCACUAUCAGAUUUGGUUUGGCCGACAUAUUUGGCUAUCCUCUUAUCUAGAAAUUUGAGUUUGUUUGCCUGCAAUAAAUAAUUUUUAAUGUUA